This is a messenger RNA of Brassica rapa (field mustard), 1041 nucleotides long. RefSeq lists its product as uncharacterized. The record is from RefSeq and is a predicted model, not a curated record. NCBI's taxonomy places the organism in Eukaryota, Viridiplantae, Streptophyta, Magnoliopsida, Brassicales, Brassicaceae.
AUGAUUGGAAGAGUCAUAGUGGUGGCGUUUGACCCUCUGAAGCCUGUCACCCAGGACUAUAUCCGUGUUCAGGUGCUGUUCAAUGUGGCCAACCCGUUAAAGAUGUCCAGAGUUAUAAAUCGUAAGGGUGGAAAGACGGCGACCAUUCAUUUUGAUUAUGAGCAGCUGCAGAAGAGAUGUUUUACUUGUAAGCGUCUCAAUCAUGAAAAGAGCAUCUGUCCGAUUGAAAUCAGGAAACGUCAAGAGGAAUCUCAAGCUAGAAGAAACAGAGCUAAAGUAGCGUUACAGAAGGCCCCUGCUGCAACACUAAAUCUGGAGGAUCCUCUUUAUGGUGUUCUGGAAGAGUCUCAGGUUGGCUUGGAUCAGCUUUCAGGGAGACCAAGAAUCGCAAAAGAGGUUAUGGAUGAAAUGAGGAGGUAUAUGCUGGCUGAUACAGGGGAAGACAGAGCAAUCAAGGUGGAUAAAUUGAGAAGUACAGUCAAAGAGGCUGAAGCUGAUCCAAGAGCUCAACGUUCUGUUCUGCGUUUAGAAGCUGCCCCCAUGGUUACUUCUGAUUUAAACAAAGGAAAAGGGUUGGUAUUUGAUUACAGUGAGAAAAGUCAAAAGAAGGUCUCAUUUGAUUUAAAUGUCAAUCCCAACAAGCUUAUGGCGGGAGCGUUUAAAGCCUUCAAACCUCAGGUCACUCUUAGUGAGCCGGUGUUGGAGCUUGGUUUCUUCGACGACAGUAGUGAAGCCAGUGUGCAGAAUCCUUUCUUUGAUAGUUCAACGGUUUUCCGUGUAGGUUCCCCUGAGCCUAGAUCUUCCGGGACUAUCAAGAAGAGUAGUUAUGUGCGCAGGCGUCCUCCUAAAGGGUUAAGGAAUAAGUUAUCUUCAGGUAUGAUGGUACAACAAUUUGAUGAUGGUGAAGACAGAAGAGAGGGUAAGCAGGAAAUGGGUAGUAGAAAGAGGAAGAAAGUGGUGCAAGAAUUGGGUGGAAGGUCAAACAAUAAGGCGCAAUGCCUUAAGGCGAUCCCAAGUGAGGGAUCGCCCAACGCCCAAUGA